GUUCUCAGUGCAAUAAACACUGAGGGAGAGCUCCCAGCCACCCAUCUUUACCCGGCCAGGUAUAUACCUCAGUCACUCCACAAUACAGCAGGGAGCCAAGCAGUGCAUAGAGAAGAGCUCACAGGAAUACAAGAGACAAUAGAGGUACAUACAGUAGAACCCUUCUCUGAAAAGGACACCUCUCCAAUAAGGACACAUUUCUUUCCCCAAAAGUUCUUGCAGGACACUUCACUAAUAUGGACACUUUCUUCAGUCGCAUUA
Messenger RNA from Geodia barretti, 261 nucleotides. Lineage: Eukaryota; Metazoa; Porifera; Demospongiae; Tetractinellida; Geodiidae. The record is from the annotation of a GenBank genome assembly.